UGUUUUUGAUUUUGACCACAACCUAACGGAUCGAAAAUAGAAGGCAUCCAAGUGCUGUACCUGUAUAUAUAUACUAGUAGCAAAUGAGCAAUCCUGGGAAACUUCUUCUUUCUUUUCUUGACUUGCAUUCUUGUUCUUGAUACAACAAAAAUGGCUAAUGAUGAGGUGAUUCUGUUGGGUUUCUGGCCAAGCAUGUUUGGCAUGAGGCCUAGGAUUGCACUUGAAGAAAAAGAGGUAAAAUAUGAGUAUAGAGAAGAGGAAUUGAUGGAAGCCAACAAGAGUCCACUGCUUUUACAGAUGAAUCCUAUCCACAAGAAAAUACCAGUUUUGAUUCACAAUGGAAAACCAAUCUGUGAGUCUUUUAUUGCAGUUGAGUAUAUUGAUGAAGUGUGGAAGGAUAAAGCCCCUUUGCUUCCUUCCGAUCCUUAUGACAGAGCACAAGCUAGAUUCUGGGCUGACUACAUUGACAAAAAGUUGUAUAUUCCUGCAAAGACGAUACAUAUAACAAAGGGAGAUGAGCAGGAGGCUGCUACGAAAGAAUUCAUAGAAGUCCUUAAAGUGCUGGAGGGAGUACUGGGAGACAAGGCUUAUUUUGGAGGGGAUAACUUUGGUUAUUUGGAUAUUGCUCUGAUUGGGUUCUACUGCUGGUUUCAUACCUAUGAGACUUACGGUAACUUCAGCAUAGAGGCUGAGUGCCCAAAGAUUGUGGCUUGGGGCAAGAGGUGCAUGCAGAUGGACAGUGUGGCGAAGAUUUUGCCAGACCAACAGAAGGUCCUUAAGCUUGCAAAAGUUCUUAGGCAGAUAUAUGGACUUGAAUAACAUAUGCUUAUGCAAUUAGGCAUCAUAAUGUAUUGAAAAAAAGGCACCUCGUCCUGCCUUAUUCAGUUGUUAUUUGAAGAUUUGAAUUGUUUGUUUGUACUUUGGUCUUAGUCUAAGAUUUGAAUAAAGGGACUCUUAGGCCUUAGCUUGUGUCCUGUUGGGAGUUAGCUUUUGUGGUCUUGUAAUCUAAUUCUGUGGUAUUUUUCGUGAUGAGAAGUAAUAAAGAGCAUCAUCUACAACAACAA
Molecule: messenger RNA, 1064 nt
Organism: Capsicum annuum
Lineage: Eukaryota; Viridiplantae; Streptophyta; Magnoliopsida; Solanales; Solanaceae
Product: probable glutathione S-transferase
Exons: 2
Coding region: 151-819 (222 amino acids)
Biological process (GO): glutathione metabolic process
Cellular component (GO): cytoplasm
Molecular function (GO): glutathione transferase activity
Source: RefSeq, a predicted model, not a curated record